GUCCCGGGGCGGGGAAUCACGUAAUGGCGGACUCGGGCCGGCGGAGUGCGGCUAGGGGCGUAGCGCGCUAAGAGGGGCUCCGGCUGUGUGGCAGCCCACGAAGCGGUGGACUGGAGCGCACUACGCGGGGACACGGGCCGGCCGGCCAGCCCUUCAUGUCGCUGAGGGCGACCGCUCGGGGUCAGGUUGUUUUUCAUCAUUGAGAACAUUGCCUGAAGCAGGUCCACCAUGCCGUUAGUAACCAGGAACAUCGAGCCAAGGCACCUGUGCCGUCAGACGUUGCCUAGCGAUACAAGCGAGCUGGAAUGCAGGACCAACAUCACCCUGGCAAAUGUCAUCCGACAGCUGGGCAGCCUGAGCAAAUAUGCAGAGGACAUUUUCGGAGAGAUUUGUACUCAGGCAAGUGCCUUUGCCUCCCGGGUAAACUCCCUGGCUGAGCGGGUUGACCGAGUACAAGUUAAAGUCACUCAGCUGGAUCCCAAGGAAGAAGAAGUGUCACUACAAGGAAUCAACACUCGAAAGGCCUUCAGAAGCUCUACCAUCCAAGACCAGAAGCUUUUUGACAGAAAUUCUCUCCCAGUGCCCGUCUUAGAAACCUAUAACAGCUGUGACGCUCCCCCCCCUCUCAACAACCUAAGUCCUUACAGGGAUGAUGGAAAAGAGGCACUCAAAUUCUACACCAACCCUUCAUACUUCUUUGAUCUUUGGAAGGAGAAGAUGCUGCAGGACACCAAGGAUAUCAUGAAAGAGAAGAGAAAGCAUAGGAAAGAAAAGAAAGAUAAUCCGAAUAGGGGCAAUGUAAACCCACGUAAAAUCAAGACACGUAAGGAAGAGUGGGAGAAAAUGAAGAUGGGACAAGAGUUUGUAGAGUCCAAAGAAAAACUGGGGCCUUCUGGAGUCUCUUCCACCUUGGUGUACCAGAAUGGCAGCAUUGGCUCUGUGGAGAAUGUGGAUGCAGGCAGCUACCCACCACCACCACAGUCAGACUCCACCUCCUCACCUUCUCCUUCCUUCUCUGAAGACAACUUGCCUCCCCCACCAGCAGAAUUCAGCUACCCUGCAGACAACCAAAGAGGAUCUGUCUUGGUUGGACCCAAAAGAACCAGCGUGGUCAGCCCAAGUCAUCCACCCCCGGCUCCUCCUCUGGGUUCUCCUCCAGGCCCCAAACCAGGCUUUGCCCCGCCACCUGCGCCUCCGCCUCCGCCUCCAAUGGGUGUGCCACCUCCACUACCACCUGUAGGGUUUGGGUCCCCUGGGACCCCUCCACCACCAUCGCCUCCAUCUUUUCCUCCUCACCCUGAUUUUGCUGCUCCUCCUCCCCCACCCCCACCACCAGCAACUGACUACCCAAUGCCACCACCUCCCUUGUCCCAACCAUCUGGAGGUGCUCCCCCCCUUCCCCCCCCUCCUCCACCUCCAGGGCCCCCGCCUCUCCCCUUCAGUAGUGCUGAUGCCCAGCCUGCUGCACCACCACCACCUCUUUCUGAUGCCGCCAAGCCCAAGUCCUCGUUGCCCGCUGUGAGUGAUGCACGUAGUGACCUGCUUUCUGCCAUCCGCCAAGGGUUUCAGCUUCGAAGGGUUGAAGAGCAGCGGGAGCAAGAGAAGCGUGAUGUAGUGGGCAAUGAUGUGGCCACCAUCCUGUCACGGCGAAUUGCUGUUGAGUACAGCGACUCGGAAGAUGAUUCCUCUGAAUUUGAUGAAGACGACUGGUCGGAUUAACUUCCUGCCUGCUGUCCACAUUCCUUUUCCUGUCCUUCCUGCCUGCCUUCUUUGAUACCAACUGUACCAGUCUCAUGGGGGGAAGAAAGGGAGGACAGACGGUUCAAGGCCAAAGCCUUCGUGGAGCAACCAAAGAUCUAGCAGUCUCCCUCCAAAUCACCAUGUACUUCCCUUUCCCUGGCUGUGAGCUCUUGAGAGUCCAUAGCGGAGCUGAUCCCUCUUCCCCUCAAGUGGCUUUUAACUAUUGAAAGGAAGGAAGGAAAAACCCUACAGCAGAUCCCUUUGGUUGGGUUUCAACUGGAGAUAGUGCCUUCCCCUAAUAACCCUUUUAACACAUGGCCUUCAUCAAAACUCUUACGUUCAGUUACUCCAAAUAAUGCUAUCUGUCUCCUGGUCUUAAACAAUGGGGACGGCCUGUGUGGACAAAACUGGUCCCUUUUCUAUACCCUGAGAGUACAGGGUAGGCCAAGUGCCCUGGCAGCUAGACUGCCACCUCUGUUCCACACUCAGUCCUCUGCAGCCGGUGAGGCUGCCUCUCCUCAGCCCUGUCUGGAUGUCUUUGGUCCAGAAGGCAUUAGACCUCUAAAGAAUGUCUCACUCCUUUGCCGAGAAGUGAUGCUGGGGCUGUUGCCUUCCUCCCAUGCUCCCUCUUAGUGAGUGUGGUGUCCAGGUGUCCUUUGUGUGUCCCUCCCUCACCCCAUGUGCCUUUAGACUGCACAGCCCAGUUUUAACCUCUGAUAUUGAUGACCAAACUAGCCCUGGCACACAGGGACCUGGGCCUCUGCUGACUUGUCAGGAGCAAAACUUGAAGGUGUGGCCCGCAGGACUGGAAGAGAAUGGAAUACCUUGGGUCCUGCACUUCCAGGAUGCUAAGGCCAAGAAGAGAAGUGACUGUCUCUCAAGGUCACAGAUAGUGAUAGAGCAAGAGCCCAGGCUUCCUGUUUUCCAAGUCACCUGUGUUUCCUGGGACCAAAUAAUGAGCACCUGCUGGAGUCAGGGCGAAGCAGCCCUGGCUGCUGCCCCAGACCUCCCGACGGCAGGGGUCUCCUUUGGAGGGCGAAGCAGCCUGUGCCAGCCCCACGAGUGCGGCUUUGACACUCACAACCUCUCUUGAGGCCGCGUAUCCCCCUUCUGUCUCAGUCAGUCAGUCGUGUGGCUCUGGAGCUGUGCUGGGGACAGUAGAGGGGAGGGUGGGGCAGCCAGCCUCGGCAGGUGCGGUUUUCAGUUCACUGCAGCUCCCUGGCCCUUUUGUCUCCCCAGUUUCAGCAUAGGUUUUGCCAGCUGUGGAGACUUUGGUCCCUCAGGCUGGUGGCCGCAGCAGGUACCUGCCUGGGGGGGGGGGGCUGGCAGCCAUGGAGAAGACUGAAAGGCAGGGAGGACGGGGUCUUCCUGGCUCCCGCCUCACUGUGUAUGGUGAUGUAGACCCUUUACCCUCCCUUCCCAGAACUAAUACACAGGUGCUAUUGUUCAGGAAAAAAAAAAACUGAUCAGCUCUGGCCAACAGCAAGGUUUCUUCUCUCUGCCCCAACUAUUGUGUGGCCUCUUGUGCUGAGAUCGGCUUCUCUGGCUUCCGAGCCUGAAACAAAGAGAAGCAGGAUCUGUCUCUACCCAGCACAGCAAAUGGUUGUAGUAAUUGCCAAAGCCCUCAUAAAGCCCUCCGGCUUGAGGAGAGUGCAAUCACUGCUGCCUGCGCUGCCUGAGCGCCUCCCCUCUGCCUCCUCUCUUGAACUGGAGGUAGUGAGCUCGCAGGUGCCAGCAGGCCCUCCUGCUGUGGCUACUCCAGAGUGCACUGUCUGUCCCGUCCCCUCCCCCACCCCAUGUCUGGCACAGGACUUGGCACUCCAUGCUGUGCGUGUUCCCACCCUGUGUCUUAGAAGCUGAAGGUGCUUUCAUCAGAACCUUAAAAUGGCUGUUGACCCCGACUGCAGCCUGGCAGGGGCUGGAGAGGCAGGGGAGGGCAGUGGUCCUUCCAAAUAGAAGUCCUGGGGCCUGGCCAGGACAGGGUUUGUGCCUAAUGGUUUUGACUAAAUUACUCCCCUCCUCCUGCUCUCCGGGAAAGGGAAGCCAGAGCCACUCACUGUGGUUCUGUUCCGACCUUGAAGGGGCGGUGUUGGCCUGGCUUCUGGAAUGGAUGGAGUCCACCAGGAAAGACUGGGGGCGGGAGGAGAUGGGGAGGGGCCCUGUCUGCCGAAGGUAGGAUUAGAUCAUUAGCUCAGUGACCUCCUAGGGUUUCGAUGUGCUGUGUUCUCAUCCUACAGCUGGUUUGGUAAUGAUCUGCAAGUCCCGGAGAGCAACGGCACAGCUCUGCCUGACGCUCUCAUUAAAAUCCAUGCAGCCAAGCUCUGCGCUGCUUUGUAGCAGCGGCCUUGUGGAGCCUCCUCAGCUUGGGGGGCUGGGGGCCCAGUCAGUAGAGAGGUCCUCUAUGCUCUACUUAGGCGUAUGUGUACAGAAAAAUUAAAACAUGCUUCUUUAAACCCCGAGAUCUUUAAAAUAAGAAAGGACCCAGUGCAGAUAGGUAUGUUUACAGAAUCCUGUAAUUGUAGAAUACAAAGUUUAGUGAUUAUUUAAACUGGGCUAAGGCUGGUAAGAAUAUAAAGCAGUGUCCCAUAAGGACUCUUAAGUGCUGACGACAAGGAGCCACCUCCCUUCCUGGUCUGCCUGGCCCAGGGGGCCUGCCCCCAUUCCUGUGGCCCAAGGGCCCAGCUUGCAGUCAGUAGUGUCAGAAGUGACUUGUGGCUUUGCCUUGGUCGUGAGAUGAUUUCAUUCCAAGGGUGGGGGUAGGGGGAUCCCUUGGAGGCUCAGAGCAGCUGGCCCAAGCUCCAGCUCGCCUCCAGUGGAAGAGCGAGCGCCCUCAGAAACGACCCUGGCCAAUGUCACCGCAGAGCUGAGGCAGUGUUGUCAGGGCUAAUGUGAAAUCUCUUCCCGUGGCGCCGAUCCUCCGACUCCACAGCGCCAGCUUGGACAGAUUGAGGUCUCUGUGGCUUUGGUGACCCUGCUUAAGCAUUCCCACCGUGUCCCUGCUCUGCACUAGGGCUGCCUCUGCUGCAGCCCCUUACUUGACCUCAGGGCCUGGGGAGGGAGGCAGUGUACCAGGGCCAGGCGCUCUGAUUCAGAAGCUGUGUCAGCUUCUUGGGGGGCAUCAAGCUUUGAACUUGGCUGGUGCCCAUCUGACCUGGGACCAGGUGUUGCAGAGAGACCUGCCUCCUGCACUUCCUGCCUCGUUCACUUUAAUAGUGAAGGCCGGGAACAGUUCUGUUACCAUAUUAACUUUAUUCAGUUAAUUCACUUGAGAAACUAACCAAUUUUUACUUUCUGCCUAGAAUGUUGUACACAUAGGAGAGAAAGCUAUCAUGCUCCCAAAGUGCCUUGUUUUCUCUGAUAUAAAUAUAUUUAUAAGGACAUAUUCCAGUAGGUUCUCGGGUGUGUUUCCCGUAUCAAGAUUUUGUGAGCUAAUAUAUUGUGGAAUUACUGUCUGAAAAUAGACCCUGUCUCCUAAAGGUUGGGAAGGGGGCAUCUGAGUGAUGAGAUGAAGCCACCCUCACAGUGGCCCUUUUUUUCUGCCCUUCCCAUACCAGUUAAAGAACACCCACAGGCUGGAUGAUCCCAGCCCUUGGGAAGCAGAGGCAGGCCGGUCUGUGAGUUCAAGGCCAGCCUGGCCUACAAAGCAAGUUCCAGGACAGCCAGGACUGUUACACAGGGAAACCCUGUCUCUAAACAAAUAAAAAUAACAGCCACUUUUUUUGUUGUUUUUAAGAGUGUUUGAGGUAGACCAGGCUGGCCUUGAACUUGCAACAUACCUGAAACUGGCCUCGAAAUCCUGAUCCCUUUGCCUUAGCCUCCUGAGUGCACAAAUUAUAGACAUUUCGCACCUGGCUAGGACAACCAAAAAAAAUUUUUUUAAGUUUCAAGUCUGGUUUUAUUUGCUUCUCUGUCAGGCUCAUUGUGUGUGCCACGUUUGUACUCCAGUGACCUGAAGGUUCCAUGUAACUUUUAUGUAAUAAACACAUGCAUAGUUUAAAUGCCAA
Messenger RNA from Mesocricetus auratus (golden hamster), 5744 nucleotides. It is a transcript of the gene Wasf2, whose product is annotated as WASP family member 2. The record is from RefSeq and is a predicted model, not a curated record. The transcript is spliced from 9 exons. Gene Ontology annotation, biological process: positive regulation of Arp2/3 complex-mediated actin nucleation; actin cytoskeleton organization. The coding region runs from base 229 to 1719 and encodes 496 amino acids. Gene Ontology annotation, cellular component: cytoskeleton. Gene Ontology annotation, molecular function: actin binding; Arp2/3 complex binding; protein kinase A regulatory subunit binding. NCBI's taxonomy places the organism in Eukaryota, Metazoa, Chordata, Mammalia, Rodentia, Cricetidae.